AUGGAUAAAAAUAUCGUCACCAUAUUGAACAUUGACUGGAUACGACGUCCAUGGAUGCAUGUAUUUUGUGCUCGUGCAAUGGAGAGACUGAUUCUUGCCAAUAGGCGCGAAGGUCUGCUUGCGAAUUGUGCAGAAAUGUACAGUCGAUAUCCCACAUUGGAUGCUCAUCAUGAACAAACUAAGAUCAAGCGCUAUCAAUCCUUAAACAUAACCUUACCGCAUCCAACUACGAAAUACCCAAAUGUGGAACUGUUCAUUGUCGAAAAAGAUAACAGUCUCAAAUCUGAACUUGGCACGAAAAUCAUGGAUGUCCUCAUUUCAUCAUUCAUCCGAAUUGACAAAAAUCAGCCUCCAGCUGUUGGUCCAUCCGGCACAAAUGAGUUCAGUGUCAGCAAAGAUACUAUCAUCUUUAUCCGACGAUCGUUUAUUGAAUGGUAUGGCGAUCUGCGACAAUGA
Molecule: messenger RNA, 456 nt
Organism: Rhizopus microsporus ATCC 52813
Lineage: Eukaryota; Fungi; Mucoromycota; Mucoromycetes; Mucorales; Rhizopodaceae
Exons: 1
Coding region: 1-456 (151 amino acids)
Source: RefSeq, a predicted model, not a curated record